UGGAACGAAUACGGGGAAAGGCAUAGAGGGUUCUGUUCCGAUUAGGUAUCCGAAUUUUGAUUUUCUAAUCGGAACAUUCAUAUAAUCAAAUCUGUAACCUUAGCCAUUAACGUUUGCAAUGGUCUGCGAAAAGUGUGAGAAGAAAUUAUCGAAGGUGAUAGUACCGGACAAGUGGAAAGAAGGGGCCAGCAAUACUACUGAGGGUGGUGGUCGUAAGAUUAACGAGAACAAGCUCCUCUCCAAGAAGAACAGAUGGACCCCUUACGGAAACACUAAGUGCAUGAUUUGCAAGCAGCAAGUGCACCAGGAUGGCAAGUACUGUCACACCUGUGCUUACACUAAAGGAGUUUGUGCAAUGUGUGGCAAGCAAGUUCUUGACACCAAGUUUUACAAACAAAGCAAUGUGUAGUGGAUACUGGGCCUCUGCUGUAUGCUGCAUCUUCUUUUAGGUUAAUACCUUUCUUAAUAUAAAGAUGGCAAACUUUGAUGAUUAGGAGCUCAAUUUUAUGUGCUACUCUUCACAGAGGCGGUUCAUUGAUCGUUUAUCAAGAAUUAAACACUUAUUUUCUUUCAUUAGAAGGUUUGAUGAUAUACAACUAAAGAAUUAGAUUUAAUAACGUUUUACGUGAAUAUUUUGUACGUCAUAACAGUAGUCGAGAUUUGCUUAGAAGGUUGGAGAUAUGGGCCCAAAAUUGGAUUAGGACUGGCUGUUUACUUGUAUGCUGGGUGCAUGCUAGAAGAAAUGGGCUCACAAAUCACCAAUGUAGAGACUAUCUACAUCGUAGAUGGAGAACGUGGGUGAGAUUCUGCAUCAUGUUAGGACA
This is a messenger RNA of Gastrolobium bilobum, 824 nucleotides long. RefSeq lists its product as uncharacterized. The record is from RefSeq and is a predicted model, not a curated record. The coding region runs from base 119 to 409 and encodes 96 amino acids. The transcript has 5 exons. Lineage: Eukaryota; Viridiplantae; Streptophyta; Magnoliopsida; Fabales; Fabaceae. Gene Ontology annotation, molecular function: microtubule binding. Gene Ontology annotation, biological process: cytoplasmic microtubule organization.